GCGGGCUUCUCCAGGAUGCACUUCCAGUAGGUAAUUGCAGGACACCGCUAUGUCAUCGCGACCGGCAUGCUUCAUUGUCCUGUUGUGCAUCGCCAUCGGCGUAGCCGCAGAUGAUCAGCCGCCAGUACAGGAUAACAGCAGCACUGGCGAGAUCCUGGUGCUGGAGUUCCCGGGACACCCAACCGCGUACUGCGGCUACCAGUCACAUCCAGAGGUAGCGAUCGCCGGCUCCUCCUUGAGGUUCACCGUGGUCCAGCGUGGCGAGGACGGGCGCGGAGUCAGAGACACCUACUACUGCGUGCUCGCGGGCGACGAGGUCGACUUCAAGCAGCUGGCGGAGGACAACAUGCUGGCCGUCCGGCGAGGAGCUUUCACAGACGGUGAGCCGGCGCUGGAACUGGGGCGCGUGCACUGCGUGCUGCAGCCCGCUGCCUCGGUGCCCGCCGACGUCUUUGACUUACGCGCGACGCGCCUCGCCUCGGGGCUGCCCGCAUUCCUCUGCCUUCGUCUGGACGCUGCCAGGACCCUCGCUGAGCCGCUGGUGGAGAGCGCUGCGCCGCCAGUGGGGGACGCACUUGUCUUCAGGUUCAUCCGCGUUAACGUGCCGGAUCUAGUGUGCCGUCCAUUUUCGGACGUUCCUCUGUCGGAGUCGGACAUCGAAGUGGAACUCUUUGGUUUCUUACAUCCAGCCAGUGGGCCACUCAACUGUCGUUUCCGGCGUGUUUACGAAGGCCAGUCUGCUGCUGAGCUGCUGAACAAACUGUCGCAGGAGAUGCGCGCGCAACUGGUGAUCCGCCAAGACCUGCCCCCGACUCUCACCCUGCCCAACUUCACGUGUCAGGCGGCGAUGCGAGCGGACCAGCCGGCCCCUCCUGCAGAUGAUCUUUCACCAUCAUCAUCGCCUGCCUUCGCCGUGACCGGCCCCAGCAGCCGAUGGACUCUCUGCUGGACUUCUCUUCAGCAUGCGCUAGAAGAUGUGACCAUCGAGUUCCCGAACGUCCCUCGCAUCAUGUGCAGAUCUCACGAAGUCCCUGCCGUCCCCAGCCUCAACGACACCGAGUUCGUCCUCCAGUUGGGAUCUUCCUCGCGGCUCCUGUGUCGGUUCGCUGGGCUUCCGAAAUUUGAGUCAGAUGCGGAGGCUAGGCUACACGAGAUGCUGGAGAAGUCCUCCAGAGAGAUGGGGGCAACUCUGCGGCCUGUGGGAAGCGUUCUCGUGCUGGAAACGCCUCCCGCCGCCUGCGUGGACUCCCCUGGCUACUCUGGUUCUUCUCUUUCCGACGGCGCUCAGUUCGUCUACUCUGUCCGCGGCAAGACUCAGCUCUGCGUGCUGGCGAAGCGCGAAGCCUCCCCUAGCCAGCCGGUGCUUUCGCAGCCUGAUAAAUUUGCGGGCUGGUUACCAAUCGCUUAACUUAUCAUUGCUUCAGAGAUCAACUUUAGAAAAUUGUUCUGAGCCCAAAUUUUAUUUCAUUCAUUACUGUGUUCCCAAUUUUAAAGUUUGUAAAUUUGAUUCUGUGUGCUUUCCUGUAAUUGCUGUUUUAUUUUCCACCUAUGACAUAAAGCUGUUUUAUUUUCCUCUUGUAAGGUAAA
This is a messenger RNA of Schistocerca piceifrons (Central American locust), 1587 nucleotides long. RefSeq lists its product as uncharacterized. Bases 50 to 1408 code for a protein of 452 amino acids. NCBI's taxonomy places the organism in Eukaryota, Metazoa, Arthropoda, Insecta, Orthoptera, Acrididae. The record is from RefSeq and is a predicted model, not a curated record. The transcript is spliced from 6 exons.